Messenger RNA from Enhydra lutris kenyoni (northern sea otter), 3707 nucleotides. RefSeq names its product phospholipase C beta 1. Lineage: Eukaryota; Metazoa; Chordata; Mammalia; Carnivora; Mustelidae. The record is from RefSeq and is a predicted model, not a curated record. Gene Ontology annotation, cellular component: cytoplasm; nuclear speck. Gene Ontology annotation, biological process: phosphatidylinositol-mediated signaling; memory; lipid catabolic process. Gene Ontology annotation, molecular function: calcium ion binding; phosphatidylinositol-4,5-bisphosphate phospholipase C activity; calmodulin binding. The coding region runs from base 57 to 3707 and encodes 1216 amino acids. The transcript is spliced from 32 exons.
CCGAGCCCCGUCGCUGCCGCGCUCGCCCGGGUCCCCCGGAGCCCCGAUGAGCCCAGAUGGCCGGGGCUCAGCCCGGAGUGCACGCUUUGCAACUCAAGCCCGUGUGCGUGUCCGACAGCCUCAAGAAGGGCAUCAAAUUCGUCAAGUGGGAUGAUGACUCUGCUAUUGUCACUCCAAUUAUUUUGAGGACUGACCCUCAGGGAUUUUUCUUUUACUGGACCGAUCAAAAUAAGGAGACGGAGCUGUUAGAUCUCAGCCUUGUCAAGGAUGCCAGAUGUGGGAAGCAUGCCAAAGCUCCCAAGGACCCCAAGUUACGUGAACUUUUGGAUGUGGGGAACAUCGGGCGCCUGGAGCAUCGUAUGAUAACCGUGGUGUAUGGGCCUGACUUGGUUAACAUCUCCCAUUUGAAUCUCGUGGCUUUCCAAGAAGAAGUGGCGAAGGAGUGGACAAAUGAGGUUUUCAGUUUGGCAACAAACCUGCUGGCCCAAAAUAUGUCAAGAGACGCAUUUCUGGAAAAAGCCUAUACUAAACUUAAGCUGCAAGUCACUCCAGAAGGGCGCAUUCCUCUCAAAAACAUAUACCGCUUGUUCUCAGCAGACCGGAAGCGAGUUGAAACUGCUUUAGAGGCCUGUAGUCUUCCAUCUUCAAGGAACGAUUCAAUACCUCAAGAGGAUUUCACUCCAGAAGUGUACAGAGUUUUCCUGAACAACCUUUGCCCUCGACCUGAAAUUGAUAACAUCUUUUCUGAAUUUGGUGCCAAAAGCAAACCAUACCUUACUGUUGAUCAGAUGAUGGACUUUAUCAACCUUAAGCAGCGAGAUCCCCGGCUAAAUGAAAUACUUUACCCACCUUUAAAGCAAGAACAAGUCCAAGUAUUGAUUGAGAAGUAUGAACCCAACAAUAGUCUCGCCAAGAAAGGACAGAUAUCAGUGGAUGGCUUUAUGCGCUAUCUGAGUGGAGAAGAAAAUGGAGUCGUUUCACCUGAGAAACUGGAUUUGAAUGAAGAUAUGUCUCAGCCCCUCUCUCACUAUUUCAUCAAUUCCUCACACAACACCUACCUCACAGCUGGCCAGUUGGCUGGAAACUCCUCUGUCGAGAUGUAUCGCCAAGUGCUUCUGUCUGGUUGUCGCUGUGUGGAGUUGGACUGCUGGAAGGGACGGACUGCUGAAGAGGAACCAGUCAUCACCCAUGGGUUCACCAUGACAACCGAAAUAUCCUUCAAGGAAGUGAUAGAAGCAAUUGCUGAGUGUGCAUUUAAGACGUCACCUUUUCCAAUUCUGCUUUCAUUUGAGAACCACGUAGAUUCCCCAAAGCAGCAAGCCAAGAUGGCGGAGUAUUGCCGACUGAUCUUUGGAGAUGCUCUUCUCAUGGAACCACUGGAAAAAUACCCACUGGAAUCUGGAGUUCCUCUUCCAAGCCCUAUGGAUUUAAUGUACAAAAUUUUGGUGAAAAAUAAGAAGAAAUCACACAAGUCGUCGGAAGGAAGUGGCAAAAAGAAGCUCUCGGAACAAGCGUCCAACACGUACAGUGACUCCUCCAGCAUGUUCGAGCCCUCGUCUCCCGGAGCCGGGGAAGCUGACACUGAGAGUGACGACGACGACGAUGAUGAUGACUGUAAAAAAUCUUCAAUGGAUGAGGGGACUGCCGGGAGUGAGGCCAUGGCCACCGAAGAGAUGUCUAACCUGGUGAACUACAUUCAGCCAGUCAAGUUUGAGUCAUUUGAAAUUUCAAAAAAAAGAAAUAGAAGUUUCGAAAUGUCUUCCUUCGUGGAAACCAAAGGCCUUGAGCAACUGACGAAGUCUCCCGUGGAAUUUGUAGAAUAUAACAAAAUGCAGCUUAGCAGGAUAUAUCCAAAAGGAACCCGUGUGGAUUCAUCGAACUACAUGCCUCAGCUCUUCUGGAAUGCAGGUUGCCAAAUGGUUGCCCUUAAUUUUCAAACUGUGGACCUCGCUAUGCAAAUAAAUAUGGGGAUGUACGAAUACAAUGGGAAAAGUGGCUACAGAUUAAAACCAGAGUUCAUGAGGAGACCUGACAAGCAUUUUGAUCCAUUCACCGAAGGCAUCGUGGAUGGGAUAGUGGCCAACACUUUAUCUGUUAAGAUUAUUUCAGGUCAGUUUCUUUCCGAUAAGAAAGUCGGGACUUACGUAGAAGUGGAUAUGUUUGGUUUGCCUGUGGACACAAGGAGGAAGGCAUUUAAGACCAAAACAUCACAAGGAAAUGCUGUAAAUCCUGUCUGGGAAGAAGAGCCCAUUGUGUUCAAAAAGGUGGUCCUUCCUUCUCUGGCCUGUUUGAGGAUAGCAGUUUAUGAAGAAGGAGGUAAAUUCAUUGGUCACCGGAUCUUGCCCGUACAAGCAAUUCGGCCAGGCUAUCACUACAUCUGCCUGAGGAAUGAAAGGAACCAGCCUCUGAUGCUCCCAGCUGUCUUUGUCUACAUAGAGGUGAAAGACUAUGUCCCAGAUACAUAUGCAGAUGUGAUUGAAGCUUUGUCAAAUCCAAUACGAUAUGUGAAUCUCAUGGAGCAAAGAGCUAAACAGUUAGCUGCUUUGACACUGGAAGAUGAAGAAGAAGUAAAGAAAGAGGCUGAUCCUGGGGAAACACCAUCAGAAGCUCCAAGUGAAGCCAGGACAACUCCAGCAGAAAACGGAGUGAAUCACACUACAUCCUUGGCACCCAAACCACCAUCCCAGGCUCUCCACAGCCAACCGGCUCCAGGUUCUGUAAAGGCACCUGUGAAAACAGAAGACCUUAUUCAGAGUGUCCUAACAGAAGUGGAAGCCCAGACCAUCGAAGAGCUAAAGCAGCAGAAAUCCUUUGUGAAACUUCAAAAGAAGCACUACAAAGAAAUGAAAGACCUGGUUAAAAGACACCACAAGAAAACCACUGAUCUUAUCAAAGAACACACUACAAAAUAUAAUGAGAUUCAGAACGACUACUUGAGAAGGAGGGCAGCUUUGGAAAAGACAGCCAAAAAGGAUAGUAAGAAAAAAUCAGAUCCCAGCAGUCCUGACCAUGGUUCAUCAACGAUUGAACAAGAUCUUGCUGCCCUAGAUGCUGAAAUGACCCAAAAGUUAAUAGACUUGAAAGACAAACAACAGCAACAGCUGCUUAAUCUUCGACAAGAGCAGUAUUAUAGUGAAAAAUAUCAGAAGCGAGAACAUAUUAAACUGCUUAUUCAAAAAUUGACGGAUGUUGCUGAAGAAUGUCAGAAUAAUCAGCUGAAGAAGCUCAAAGAAAUCUGUGAGAAAGAGAAGAAGGAGUUAAAGAAGAAGAUGGACAAAAAAAGGCAGGAGAAGAUAACAGAAGCUAAAUCCAAAGACAAAAGUCAAAUGGAAGAGGAAAAGACAGAGAUGAUCCGGUCAUACAUCCAAGAGGUGGUGCAGUACAUCAAGAGGUUAGAAGAGGCCCAAAGUAAACGGCAAGAAAAACUUGUAGAGAAACACAAGGAGAUACGUCAACAGAUCCUGGACGAAAAGCCCAAGCUGCAGACAGACCUGGAGCAAGAAUACCAAGACAAGUUCAAAAGACUGCCCCUGGAGAUCUUGGAGUUCGUGCAGGAAGCCAUGAAAGGGAAGAUCAGUGAAGACAGCAACCACAGCUCUGCCCCUCCCUCCCUGGCCUCAGAGCCUGGAAAAAUGAACCACAGGCCUCCCUCCAGUGACGAGCUGGAAGGAGACAACCCAGGAAAAGAGUUUGAUACUCCUCUGUGA